Messenger RNA from Peromyscus californicus insignis, 1055 nucleotides. It is a transcript of the gene Ormdl2, whose product is annotated as ORMDL sphingolipid biosynthesis regulator 2. Bases 108 to 698 code for a protein of 196 amino acids. NCBI's taxonomy places the organism in Eukaryota, Metazoa, Chordata, Mammalia, Rodentia, Cricetidae. Gene Ontology annotation, biological process: intracellular sphingolipid homeostasis; negative regulation of ceramide biosynthetic process; ceramide metabolic process. The transcript has 4 exons. Gene Ontology annotation, cellular component: endoplasmic reticulum membrane. The record is from RefSeq and is a predicted model, not a curated record.
CACUUUCCACGGCUCCCUGAAAAGGUGGGCCCAGGGGAGGGCGGGGUUUGCAUGGCCUAACGAUAGAAAAGGCGGCCAACCGCACGGCCCCACUGCAGAGCCGACCAAUGACUGGGGCAGCGCAGGCUCGCUCCACCAAUAGGAGGGCGCGGACGGGCGAAGGGCGGCCACUUCCUGGAGACCACAGGUGGGAGCCUCGCUGUGCCCCAGCCGGACGGGCUUCUGAAGCUGGCAGGAUGAAUGUGGGGGUGGCACACAGCGAAGUGAACCCCAACACUCGAGUGAUGAAUAGUCGGGGCAUCUGGCUGGCCUACAUCAUCUUGGUAGGACUGCUGCAUGUGGUUCUACUCAGCAUCCCUUUCUUCAGCAUUCCUGUUGUCUGGACCCUGACCAACGUCAUCCAUAACCUGGCAAUGUAUAUCUUCCUACAUACAGUGAAAGGGACACCCUUUGAGACCCCUGACCAAGGAAAGGCUCGGCUGUUGACACACUGGGAGCAGAUGGACUAUGGACUACAAUUUACCUCCUCCAGAAAGUUCCUCAGCAUCUCUCCUAUUGUACUCUACCUACUGGCCAGCUUCUACACCAAGUAUGAUGCUGCUCAUUUCCUCAUCAACACUGCCUCACUACUCAGCGUACUGCUGCCUAAGCUACCCCAAUUCCAUGGGGUUCGUCUCUUUGGAAUCAACAAAUACUGAAAAAUGGGUUGAGAGUUCUGCAGGCAUUGAGAGAAGGCACUGGAACAAAGAGAUGUAAUGGUUUCCCUUUCUUCUGUACCUUGAAAGCCUGAGAGAUAAGACAAACCUUUCUAAACUCCAAGGAGGAAGAAAUUGAAAAAUGGGGUUCCUGGGCCCAGCCUUAAUAGGGUUAGGAUUCUCUGACUCAGGAAAGGUGGAUGAGGUUAAGGGCCACACCACUCUUCUCUGUACAGCAAGAAGCCAUCCAGGCUUGGGCAGCUUGUCUGGUGAUUAUGUUUUCCAUGUCUUCCAAACCUACCACCUUCAAGUUCUAUUUUGCUGUAUAUUUUCCUUAAAAUAAAGUCUUUUCAGUUGUGA